UGAACAUAUUUCCAACAUUCUGCUUCAUCGACAUAUACCGUACUCUUUCUUGCGAUACUGCAACAAUUGUGAAACGACUGGAAAGGUUCCAUUUUGCAUUUGAUAAACGCUGCAUCCAGCACAUUACUUAGAUUUCGCCUCUCCAGCGGGCGAAACAUUGAUACCCAAAAGCCAAAAUUUGCUUCAUAAACACCCCGCCACGCCUUGUCAUCGCCUGAGACGGUCAACAAGCAGCAACAGAUAACGCUUCGCCCUUAACAGCGUCAAACGUCAGGCAGUCUUCUGAACAUACGACAUCUUCACACGGUGCUGGAAGCAAAUUGAAAAGCCGAACGUUCAAUCGCAGAGCGCAUAUCAUCUCUAACAAUAUACGCCGCGGAGGGACAGUUCAACAUGGAACAGCAAUUAAUUCAACUUUUCAACGAGACACAAUCCAACCACGAACCGACUCGCCAGAAUGCCGAAUGGCAGCUCAAGCAACUCUAUUCGAAUCCAGAUUUUCCCCUUAGUCUGAUAGCGAUUGGAGCUCACGUGGAAGUUCCACUCGAGGUACGACAAGCGUCGUUGCUCUAUUUGAAGACAUUCGUCUUAGCUUGUUGGUCGACCGAGCUAGACGACUUCACUGGACCAUACUUUGCCGAUGAUGCCAAACGAGCGGAGAUUCGCCAAAGACUCUUAGAUCUUGCACUGAGCGGAAACAAUGAGCGCAAGGUAGAAAGCGCGGCCAGCCUGGUCGUCAGCAAGAUUGCCACAGCUGAUUUCCCAAAUGAUUGGCCGGUUUUAUUACCGACCCUGCUGCACGUGGUCUCCACCGGAUCUGACAAGCAAGUCCAUGGAGCUUUGAAAGUCCUUCACGAGCUGGUCGACGAUUGCUUCAACCAUGAGCAAUUUUUCGCGGUGGCGAGAGACCUUGUCAAGGUCAUUUACGAUGUGGCUGCAAACCCCAACCGCAAGACAAUGCUUCGCGCACUUGCACUUUCUGUCUUCCGGUCAUGUUUCGACAUCCUAGAAAUGGUCAUAGACGACCACAAAGCCGCCGUGAAAGGGUUCGCAGAGGAGACCCUUACCGGAUGGCUUCCAUUUUUCAUCGAGACUUUGAAAACGUCUCUACCGCAAGCGCCCCCCGCUGGUGCUGAGACGCAAGGAACUGAGCAAGCAGAGCUCUAUCGAGGAUUCGUUGCAUUCAAGUACCAAGCUGUGAAGGUCUUGAUGCGCAUCAGGCAGCUAUUUCCUAGCACUCUUUCACCACACAGCCCUGCAUUAUUCUCGGCAACUUGGCAAGAAUUGUCCACCCUGCAAUCACAAUAUCAAGCUACAUAUAUCGAUGAUGACCAGCAAGGAAGACUAGAAGAUGCCGAUGGUCUGCCUUAUACUUUGGACUUCUUGGUGCUCGAAGAGCUGGAUUUCAUGCAGGCAUGUAUCCGCGCCCCGCCUGUGCGCAAAGAGCUCGAGUCUCAAAUUACUGCUGGAUCUCCUCCCGCGUGGAUGGCAGAUGUUAUGAAGAUUGCCGUUGCAUACGCUCAGAUCACAACGGAAGAAGAAGGCCUUUGGGAUGUAGACGUCAACGUCUUCUUGUUCGAUGAAGUAAACGUUACUGCCAACUAUACACCACGAUCAGCCUGUGGUGAUCUAGUCAUCAAGCUUAGCGAGUGGCUUGGUGGUGCCACUGUCGAUGGUUUGCUUGCCUACACCAGAAAUCUUUACAAUGAAAACGCAAACUGGAAGACCAAGGAAGCCGCACUGUAUCUCUUCAACCAAGUGCUCGGCGAAUUUCAAGAUGUAGAGAAGAGGAUAGGUACCGAAUCCGCAAUCGGCUAUGUCGAUUUCAUCAAGCAUGCCAUGCAAGAGGAGCCCGUAUUCCUUCGAGCUCGAGGCUACCUCGUUGCAGGUGGGCUGGUCCGCACCUCGGGCGACGCACUGCAAGCUGUUGCUGCAUCCUUGAUGGAAGCCUCGCUCAAUGCCAUCAACAACGAUGAGUCCGAGAUUGUAAAAGUCUCAUGCAUUCGGGCCUUGGGAUAUUACUUUGCAGCCUUGCCUUCUGCUGUGACGAUCAGCCAACAGUCGAACGUCAUUGCGGCCCUUCAAAAUUUCAUUCAGACGCAAGAUCUGAGCGACCUCAACGACAGCGAUGAUGUACUCAUUACCAUCAUCGAGACUCUACGAGAUGCUAUUAUUCUUGACACUAGCACUUGCCUCAGCGGCGGUGGACUGGACUUGCUGUUUUCCGUUGCUAGUCAAGGUGCCAGCAAUUUCCAGAUCACCAUGCUGGUAACUGAGACCUUUGAAGAGGUUGCUCGAUCAAUUUCAGAAAGCGGUGUCGAAGCGACAAGUCUAUUGGCUAGCAAAGUCUUGCCCACCCUGAUGGGCGCAUUCGAUGUCGCUAGCCUGACUGAAGAAAAUGCUCUCGCCAACCUCGCUGCAGAGCUCCUCUCAGUCCUUGCAGAGUAUGCGUCUUCGCCACUCCCGCAAGGUUUCGUCGUCACCACAAUGCCGCGCCUGAGCCGUCUUCUCCUGGAGUCGCAAGAUGACGAGUUGCUCAGACAUGCCACCUCUGCGGUCAAGAACAUGCUCUCUCACGAUCCCGAGCAGGUAUUCAACUUCAGUGACCAGAACGGCAAAGGUGGCCUUGAGGUCAUCCUCAUUAUCAUCGAUCGCUUGCUCAGCCCGAGCGUGGACGACAAUGCCGCAUCGGAAGUUGGCGGACUCGCUGCCGAAGUCGUUGAGAAGGCCGGUUCAGAAAAGUUGGGACCUUAUCUGACACAGCUCUUGCAGGCUGUGGCGACGAGACUUGCAUCUGCCACCCAAGCGCAAUUUAUCCAGAGCCUCAUUCUCGUCUUCGCGAGAUUGUCGCUAAUCUCGGCGCAGGAAGUGGUAGGCUUCUUGGCGGACAUCCGCAUCGCGGACCAGACUGGACUACAAGUAGUUGUCACUAAAUGGCUGGAGAACUCCGUCAACUUUGCGGGAUACGACGAUAUCCGACAAAAUGUCGCCGCCCUUUCGAAGCUGUACGAGCUCAACGACCGCCGGCUCGCCGAAAUCCAAGUCAAGGGCGACCUCAUCGUUCCAGAAUCCAACCGAAUCGUAACCCGCUCCCGUGCUCGCCAGAACCCCGAUCAGUACACCGUAAUUCCCGCCCAGCUUAAAAUCAUCAAAGUCCUCGUCGAAGAACUACUCUCCGCUUCUGGUAAUUCAGGCCCGAACGGCGCACCUGGUGCUGGCGCCGAGGAAGAUGACGAUGAAGAUGACGAAGACGGUGACUGGGAAGAUGAUGGCCCUGCAUUCGUGGAUCUUGCCUCUGGUAUGACCAAAUCACAACUCAUGGCUUAUGCAGCGGACGAUGCGCCCCUGUAUGCGCGUGGCAGGGAUGACGAGACCCAGGCUUACCUCGUAAAUUGGUUCCGCGGCCGCACGCAAGAUCCAGGCUUCGCUGAAAUCUUUGCUGCAUUGAGUCCCGUGGAACAGGACAAGUUGAGGACGAUGUCGGAGUGACUCUCAUGAAUGAGGAAGAUAGC
Dissoconium aciculare CBS 342.82 is the source of this 3512-nucleotide messenger RNA. RefSeq names its product ARM repeat-containing protein. The coding region runs from base 394 to 3489 and encodes 1031 amino acids. Gene Ontology annotation, biological process: protein import into nucleus. The record is from RefSeq and is a predicted model, not a curated record. The transcript has 2 exons. Gene Ontology annotation, cellular component: nuclear envelope; cytosol. Gene Ontology annotation, molecular function: small GTPase binding. NCBI's taxonomy places the organism in Eukaryota, Fungi, Ascomycota, Dothideomycetes, Mycosphaerellales, Dissoconiaceae.